AUGGCACCAGCUAAAAAAAUUCUGUCUUGUGAAACUCAACUGGCUGAAGGUGAUAAGCCAAGUGAUGUUGUGGCAGAAACCACGUCGAAAAAUCCUGAAGAGAGCCAAGAAGGUGGGGACAAAAACGAUGCUGCCUCAAAACCAUCCCACAAGAGGACCUUUUCUAAGACGGAUGACCCAGAUCAACCUGUUGCCGAGGGCUCCUCAGCCCCACCUUCCAGCAAGAAAGCUAAAUCUGACGUACCUGACACUCUAUCAGCGCCUAACUCCGAAAACGAACUCGAAAGUUCUUCGCGCGACCUUGAUGAAGAGGACCUAGUGACCUUAACUCCCGAUGGACCCAAUGUAUUCUAUGGGUACACCGACGCCCUAUUUGACUUAUUUGAGACAGGUGGCAACAACGAUGGCUUUUGGCCCAAGUCAAAGAUCAUGCAUGCCUAUGGUGCGUUGGCUGAAACCGACGAUAUUGAGCGCAUGCCAUGUCUAUCCCUCUCCUGUGACCCAAAAGAUCUCGAGCCUCCCCAGGCAAAGGCUCUGAAAAGUGAUUUCGAGGCAGAUGAUGGAUGGUGGUACGAAGUGACUCUAACACGUCACUUGCCUGCAGAGGCUCCGAAGAAAUUGCGAGUCGAUGUGGAAUGUGGUUUUUAUGAUGUUCAGGGGGGAGUGUAUGGGAAAAGUAUAGGUGAAUGGUGGAUAAGUGAUAUCUCAGCGGCAAAGGGAGAGUCGGAGGAGGCGAUGACAGCUAUGAUUGACCAUGUGCUCCAGGGAUGACUGAUACCAUCCCUCUAUGAAACUUUUAAUUUCAGCCUUGCAGCACUAGGUGAUACUUGCCUUGUCGAAGGAUUUGCGAAUGGGUCUCCAACUUGCUUCCAUCGGUGACCGCGAAAUAAAUGUCUCUAUGAAUG
Molecule: messenger RNA, 905 nt
Organism: Laccaria bicolor S238N-H82
Lineage: Eukaryota; Fungi; Basidiomycota; Agaricomycetes; Agaricales; Hydnangiaceae
Exons: 3
Coding region: 1-771 (256 amino acids)
Source: RefSeq, a predicted model, not a curated record